Molecule: messenger RNA, 942 nt
Organism: Diuraphis noxia (Russian wheat aphid)
Lineage: Eukaryota; Metazoa; Arthropoda; Insecta; Hemiptera; Aphididae
Source: RefSeq, a predicted model, not a curated record
AUGGACGAUUAUUUGGGCGGUUCGGAUACUAAAGAUAAUGCGUUAAAGUUACGUCAUUCUUUAAUGGAAGUUAUGGUACGCGKUGGUUUUCCGUUAAGAAAAUGGAUGUCAAAUAGCCGCGAACUACUUAACGACAUGCCAGAUAUAGGAAAUAAAUCAAUGACCAUAAUGGAACUUGAAAAUAAAAUGACCAACAUUUUAGGUUUAUUAUGGUGUCCAGAACGCGACGUUUUUAAAUACAAAAUUGAAACCAUUAAGCUAAACGAUCUACCAGUUACAAAAAGAAAUAUAUUAUCACAAAUCGCUUCGUUGUUUGACCCACUAAGUCUCGUUGGUCCAAUAAUAGUUGAUAGAGUAAAUUCAUCUAAAUGUUUCUCUAUAUUGGCUGACGAAACUACAGAUGUAGCCACUAAUGAACAACUACCUUUAAGUGCACAGUAUGUGGAUGAUAAUGAUAUUUUGCACGAAGAUUUUCUUCAAUUUUUUGAAAUAAACAGUUUGACUGGUUCAAGUUUAGCUUCAUCUAUAUUGAAUGGUUUAAAUAGCUGUGGUAUUGAGUGUGACUACUUGUAUGGCCAAGGCUACGAUGGAGCCAGUAAUAUGGCAGGGAAAUUUAAUGGGGUCCAAGCUGUGAUUAGAGCUACACAUACAAAAGCACAUUACGUGCAUUGUGCAGCACAUUCAUUUAAUUUAGCCGUAUGUACAUCAAGUAACAUACAAUCUGUUAGAAAUUGCUUAGAAAUAGUUGAGCGACUUUAUGUGUUUUUUAACACACCUAAAAGGAAAAAUGCAUUGAUCAAUGAAAUUGAAAAAAGCGACUCCAUACCUAAUUCAAAUGCUAGGACCCUUAAAAGACAAUGCGCAACAAGAUGGGUUCAAAAAUAUGAGUCUGUUAACUUCGUAAACUUAAUUAGCGGACUGUAUAAGAUUUAUUUUAUUUAA